GUAUCCCGACCUGUUGGAUGAUAGACACGGAGUCGGAGCGACAAUGAUCUCGGGGGUCGUGACGGGGAGCCCAUGCCCAUGGUGCAAAUAUGCAAGAGUUUAUGGGGUUCGAAAACGAGUUCUGGAAGCCGGUCUCUCUCGUCGGGUGCAGCGCGGGAAGAUGUCGUCGUUGUCAUCCUUCGUUUGCUCUGCGGAGGCUCCCCUCUCUCGUCCAUCCACGAACACCGGAGAAUGGAGGGGCGACCAGAGGGGCCACAGUAGAUCUGGCCCGUCCAGCGAAGCCUCAUCGAUCCUUCGCAGAACUUUCUCCUGGGUCGAUCUGUCAUCUCCUGGAAGGUUCUCUCGCUCCUUGCCACGUCAUUGUAAGAUCGCGAGCGCCAGCAUGUCAGAGACGGCGCCGCCGCUCUGGACGACCAGCUCCCCACUGGCGCAGGAGUUGAUGUUCUGUCCCAACCGGAGGAGGCCUUUGGUUUCCCGGGCCCCCCGGGCCCCCCUCUGGCAACAGAAAUGCUGCAGACUGGUAGUUGCUGCACAAGGGCCGGGCAGCGGGAGUGAUGGUGGUGCUGCUGUCGACAUGCUGGAUUUCUACAGACUGCGUCGCGACGUAGAAGAGCUUUCGGAGAAGUUGAAGCAGAUUCUGCUGGUAGAGGAUAUAGAAAGGAAGAGGGCAACGCUUGCUGACUUGGAGCAGCAGGCAACGCUUGGCGAUUUCUGGGAUGACCCUUCGAAAGCCCAAGGGACACUUAGCGAAAUCAUGGACAUCAAACAGACACUGGGGGAGCUUGACAAGUUCAGGGAGAAGGUGGAGGACGCAAGGACCGUGGUGCAACUGGUCGAAGAGGGCGAAGAGGCACCGGACACGGCUCUCCUCGAGGAGGCGGAGUCUAUCAUUCGCUGGCUUGAGGUGGAGCUUGAGCGGUACGAGCUCGCGCAGCUGCUGUCUGGUCCAUACGACAAGAAAGGCGCCUACUUGUAUAUCACUGCAGGCGCGGGCGGGACCGAUGCGCAAGAUUGGGCGGAGAUGCUUCUGCGGAUGUACGUUCGAUGGGCGGAGUCGCACAAGUACAAGACGAAAAUCGUGGAGCGAUCGGAUGGAGAGGAGGCUGGACUCAAAUCUGCAACUUUGGAGGUUGAUGGAAAGAACGCCUAUGGGUUCCUCUUCGGAGAAAAGGGUACCCAUCGACUGGUCCGACAGUCGCCUUUCAACUCGAAAGGACUGCGGCAAACGAGCUUCGGAGGGGUGGAGGUUAUGCCGUUGCUGGAAGAUAACGCUCUGACCUUGGAUAUCCCUGAUGACGACCUUGAAUUCCAAACCUCGAGGGCGGGGGGAAGGGGGGGGCAGAACGUAAACAAGGUGGAAAGCGCGGUAAGGGUGGUGCACCUGCCGACAGGAUUGGCGGUGCGCUGCACGGAGGAGAGGUCUCAGUUGGCGAACAAGAACAAGGCGCUCGCGUUGCUGAAGUCGCGAUUGAUGGUGAUCUUGGAGGAGCAGAGGAAAGCCGAAAUUCGCGAGAUUCGGGGCGACAUAGUGAAGGCCGAAUGGGGUCAACAGAUCCGUAAUUACGUGUUCCACCCCUACAAGUUGGUGAAGGAUGUAAGGACAGGUGUCGAAUCGUCUGAUAUCGGCGCAGUCAUGGAUGGUGGAUUGGACGACUUCAUCAAGGGCUACCUGCGGAUGCGCCAGAAGCAGGCAAACGCGGAUCGAAGCACACCUAGCAGCAGCUCAGGGGCGAGCGGGUCGAUGCCUGGAAAUAAAGCAACCGGGCAAAAGUGGGCAACAGUAGGGGGGGGGGACAAGAAGGGCGGGGCGGGGGCAUGAGGCGUGGCGUGGUCAUCAGCGCUUACAUAAUUUAAUAUAAUGCGAUGUCAGCAUUAUUUGGCAGCGGCAUGCAUAGGGGAAAGAGAGAGAGAGAGAGAGAGAGAGAGAGAGAGAGAGAGAGAGAGAGAGAGAGAGAGAGAGAGAGAGAGAGAGAGAGAGAGAGAGAGUUGGAAGCAUCGUUCAUCAGUGGGUAUCAAUCAGUAAAACAAUGUUGUGGGGCGCCGCCAGAGUUAUGGGUUCAAGACGGUGUUCAGCAGCAGAACGGUCACACUUUACGCACUUGACUCUUCAUUUCUUCAAUCCGGAGAGCAACUGAGAGAUCGGGGAAUCUCAGUCGUCGGUGAGAUCUUGGCAUCUCAGCUGUUGGUGGUCCUUGAAAUCUCGGCGUGUGGCGUUUUUUGCUACCGUCUUCGCCCGAAUACGAAGUGUGUCGUAUGGUCAUUCUAGCUGUAUUUGGGGCAACUUUUUGUC
This is a messenger RNA of Chara braunii, 2290 nucleotides long. The record is from the annotation of a GenBank genome assembly. NCBI's taxonomy places the organism in Eukaryota, Viridiplantae, Streptophyta, Charophyceae, Charales, Characeae.